Meleagris gallopavo (turkey) is the source of this 534-nucleotide messenger RNA. Lineage: Eukaryota; Metazoa; Chordata; Aves; Galliformes; Phasianidae. The record is from RefSeq and is a predicted model, not a curated record.
CGCCGACGCGCUCACCUUCGAGCUGUUCUGGAGGCCGGAGCAGGACCAGUUCUCCCAGGCUGCCAAGAUCGCAGAGCUGGAGAAGCGCCUGGCGCAGCUGGAGGCCAUGGUGCGCUGUGAGCCCGACAGCCAGAACCCUCUGCUGGUUGGGCUGAAGGGCACCAGCCUCGUGGAGACCGUGCAGAUCCUGCAGGCCAAGGUGAACAUCCUGGAUGCAGCUGUGCUGGACCAAGUGGAGGCCCGGCUGCAGAGCGUCCUGGGGAAGGUGAAUGAAAUCGCCAAGCACAAAGCGAUCGUGCAGGACGCCGACACACAGAGCAAGAUCCACCAGGUCUAUGAGAUGAUGCAGCGCUGGGACCACAUGGCCAGCAGUCUGCCCGACGUGGUGCAGCGGCUGCUGACCCUCCGGGACCUACAUGAGCAGGCCUCGCGGUUCGUGCAGGUGCUGGUGCACCUGGACACCACGCAGCAGGAGGUGGCUGCCGCUCUGAAGGACAACACUGUGCUGCUGGCAGAGGUGGGUCCUAGUGGGGG